This is a messenger RNA of Rhipicephalus sanguineus (brown dog tick), 1972 nucleotides long. RefSeq lists its product as uncharacterized. The transcript is spliced from 7 exons. The coding region runs from base 41 to 1972 and encodes 643 amino acids. The record is from RefSeq and is a predicted model, not a curated record. NCBI's taxonomy places the organism in Eukaryota, Metazoa, Arthropoda, Arachnida, Ixodida, Ixodidae.
GACUCCAGAGCGACCACAGGCCCGGCAAGUCCACAGAACCAUGGUUACCACGGUGCCCAGACUAACAGUCUACGCUUUCCCCCGACGGAUGCGAGAUUUCGACCCCAACUGGAUUCGCCUGGUGUCAAAUGGUGGCGACCUCGACACACCUGUCGCCUGUCUGCUUGGCUUCAUCAAGCUUUUCUGCAGGGCCGAUUAUUUUAAGGUUUUGCAAGGCAGCGACGCGGAUUGCCUGUGGCUGGAAGAGGUGAAGAUCAACAGUGCGGUGGUACGCCGGAAGCUGCGGAACGUGAUGACAGGCUCGGAGCCCGUGGCCACGAUGCACGAUGUCUACGUGCUGUUCGGUGUGUUGCUGUGCAACGUGAACUCCAAGGAAGGCACCAUCCACGACCAGUACUGGUUCCAGAACCGCGUGAACGAACUCGUCGAGCUGUUUCCAGCUGUUUCGGAGCAGCCACAAGUGUCGCUGUACAACGAGUCGCAGGCAGACGCACUUUCCGCCCUAGGAGAACAGUGGCCCCACACCGCAGCAAACAUCGUCUGCACUAUCGUCGAGGGCCGUUUUCAGGGCCCAAUGAAGCGACUGCAGGAGUAUGUCUGCACACAGUGGAGCAUUGCAGAGAUGAUUGGGGUGGUACCACAACCCUUGCAAAGCGCCACAUCCGAGCCUCCCGUGCUACAACAGUCUGUGAACAUCUCCAGACCCUCGAAUCCUCUGUUGUCAGCAGCCCAGGAACUCGCUAUAUCCGAUACUCCCGUGAUGCAAGAGACCAGAUCCAACCCUGCCGUACAGGGACAGCGCCGAGGCGCCACAUCCAUAGCUCCCACGAUGCUGCAGCUCUGGGACGCCAGCAGAUCCAUGCCUACGGUGAUGGCCACUCAAAAGGUGUUCGUGUUUCCACCGCAAGGGGAGUUUGAUCCAAAGUGGAUUCGUCUGCUUACAAAGAGUCGCGACCCGGACACUGCUGUUGCCUGCCUGCUUGGCUUCAUAGAGCUGGUCUGCGGGGCCGAUUUCCAGAAGGUUUUGAACAGCGCCGACAAAGAUGGUUUGGAGCUGGAGCCGGUGAUAGUGAGCAGUGCGGAGGUACGCCAGCAGCUGAACCACCUGAUGACCGACUCGGAACCGUCGGCCACGAUCGAUGAUUUCUACGUGCUACUGGGCGUGCUACUUUGCAACCUGUCCUGCCCGCGCGGAUACGGCACGAACCGCGGUUGGUUCCGGACCCGGGCGGAUGACCUGAUUGAGCUCUUCCCGCACGUUUCGUAUGAAGUGCCAGUACGAUUGUAUGAUGACGCUCAGGCAGACGCCAUCCGCGCCUUUGGAGAGCGGUGGCCUCAAACCCGGGCAGCAAUCUGCAGCAUUAUACUAAUGGGCCAGUUCAAGGGCCCGAUGCAAAUACUGCAGCAGUACGUCUCCGAGUCCUGGAGCUUUGCAGGGAUGGAGCAUGCGGAGCGUAUACUGGAGUUCCUUAUAAUUCGCUACCCCUGGGUCGUCGACGUUAUUCCAGAGCUGAAAUCCAAGGAUCACAUUUUGCAAGAAUUUCUUCAGGUGUACAAGCGUCUGCGUGCAGAUGCCCCAUACAUGAAGCUGCUGCACCUUCCCGAGGCGGCAAAAGCGCUUCGUGGGCCCCUGGCAUUGCACGCGGCAGCAGCAUACGCGCUGGCUGUGGUGGAGGACUGGAGUCAGUACACAGGUUUGCCCGAUGACAGAGCCGAGGAGGAGGUCUACGUGAAGGUGUCCACGAUGGUCCAACUUGGGCUCAGAGCGCCCCCCGUAGAACCCGAUGCAAGCAGUGUUAGUGUAACGACCACCGCACUGGACAACGUCGAUUAUGAACGUCCACCUCUCUGGAGCCAGCGAGCCCAUAGCCACGAUUCCUACAGCGCCACAGAUAUUUAUGGCAGGACGGUUCUCGUGCGUGACCUUGAAUUUCCUGCAAGCGGCAUGCUUUACACGAAGGGAAAAAUCUAG